This is a messenger RNA of Phoenix dactylifera (date palm), 4580 nucleotides long. The record is from RefSeq and is a predicted model, not a curated record. NCBI's taxonomy places the organism in Eukaryota, Viridiplantae, Streptophyta, Magnoliopsida, Arecales, Arecaceae.
GAAGCAAGAGAAACAGCGCAGAAAGAAUAAGUAAGAGAAUACCCACCCAAAAAAGUCCAAACGCUCGGCCACCCGAGCCGUUGGAGGCUUGGAGCUCUCUGAGAGAGAAGACACAGAGAGAGAAGAGAGCCGUUGGAGGCUUGGAGCUCUCUGAGAAAGAAGAGAGAGAGAGAGAGAGAUAGGAGAGGAAGAGAUGGUGGAAAUCCUCGGAACUUUUAUCUAACGAAGAAGCACCUUCCAGAAUGCAAUUAGCAGCAGCGCAGAGGCUUCCUACGUUUCCUGCCCACCUUUUCCCAUCCUCUUUCCUUGAUGGCGGCUGCGUGGCGUCACUAGAUAAAAAGGCGUCGUUAAGGGCGGGUAAAAGAGCUUUUUUCGUCUCUCUUUUGACUCUUUGAUAGAUAUCUUGGAUCAUUGGGCCACUGUCCGUUUCUUAGCCUCCAGAUUGGAGGAAAAAAUAGAGAAAAGUUUCGAGCCUGAUGGGUAGUUUUAGUGUUAAGAGUUUGUGGGCUGGGAUUCAGUUGAGUUCAAGGGAGGGAAAAGGAGGAGGAGCGUAUUUGGAUCUCCUUUCGUAAUGGAUAAAAGCCUGAAAGCUGAUGACUUUGAAAAGUUUUUGAUGAUGUCGAUGCUUGUAAUUAGUAAAAAAGACGAUUUCUUCCCUUAUUUGUGAGUUCUACAUCAAUAAUUGGUCUUCAUAUAUGGGAAUCAGAGGAAACAGAGUAGUAGUUCUCUGAAUUCUGUGUUUUUAAUAGUGAUUGAUGGCAUAUAUGGCUUGAAAUCGAUUGAACAAAAAAAAAAGAGGAGCUUUUGUUGUUGUUUGGAGUCAAACUGCAUGUAUAGAGGUCAUUUACAGGACCCCUUUAAAUCUUGAGUGUAAAAGAUCUUGCUUUGAUUAGCUUUCUUGCUUUUCUUUGAAGGUUCCAAUUCGUAAUUUUCUUCUAAAGAUUCAGAGAGAGUGGAAUUGGGAUUUGGAUUUCGUACCUCUGUUGCCAUGGGUACUGGAGGUUUUGUUUGAGGCCAUUGCUUUUACUUUGAAGGGUAGGUGCGGCUGCCGAAAGCUCUGCAUCGGCUGCGGUGGCUUUUAUUUGAUUAAAGGAAAGGGAGAAACGUGUGGAGUUGUGUCUACGGUGGAAGAAAGUUUCGAUUCCUUUCCCCAUCAGAGAACAAAAAACAGCUCAGAUUCCAUAACUUUAGCUGUUGGGAUGAGAUAAACGUCUUGAAAUUAGAAGUUGAUGCCUUCUUGUCCUUCUUCUGCCAGACUUGCCAUUGGAACAGUUUUUCCUUGCCAUUCUGAUCGCGUUCAUAGUCCAAGAUUCCGAUCUUGUUUGAUGGUUCCAUAUAUUUUGGCAUGACCUCUCAAUAAAAGCAGGAGCUAAGGCCCCACUUGUCCACGAUGGCAAAGAGAUCUUACAAGCGAGCUGCACGAUCUGAAAGGGACAAAGCAGGCUGUAUGCGGGGUUUGAUUAGCAUGUUUGAUUUCCACCGGGGUCAUUCAAGUCAGAAGUUACUUUCAGAUGGGAAACAUGGGAGUGGUAGACAUUUUGGCACCAGAUAUUCGAAAAGUGUACCUGAUUCUUGUAGCAAUUCCAAGGAAAAACAAGAAAUUGAAGAUGAUUUUGAUGAAGAAAGAGAAGAAACAGGCAAUUUGGGUAUGCCUAGUGUCAAAACACUCAUGAAGGAGGAAAUGUCAAGAAAACAUUCCCCAAAGAAGAUUCCAAGUGAUGUCGCCGAACGGAUACUAUCUGACUUAGAUCACAAGGUCCAUCUUGAGAGAAACCAUAAAAAAACGAGCAAUAAUCAGAAAAUAAACUCAUAUCUUCAUGUCAAUGAUCUGAAUGCUCCUGCAAGCUUGGAUUGUCAUAUGAAUUUAAUGGAAAGAUCUUCCCUCAAUUUCGACUUGGCCGCAGUUUUAAUUGAAUUCUAUGGUUACAAUAAUGGAGGCCAAGAUAUGCAUGUAGAUUGUAAAAGUAUUAAUGGUUCAAGUCCUUCCUUAGAAGCUAUUGAUCUUUGGAAGCAUUAUCAUCAGGAUGAACCUGAUUCCCAAAUUGAACAGAAGAAAUCUAUUCUUCAAAAGGCACUGGGCAGAGUAGCAGAGGCUAUUUUAAAUCAGAAGCUUGUUGAAACAAAACAGCUCACUGGCAACAGGGCAGCCCAAGCUGAAGAGUUCAUCAAUGCAUUAGAGAUGCUGAAUUUGGACAAGGAGUUAGUUUUAAAGCUUCUUCAGGAUCCAAAUUCACUUUUGUUAAAACAUAUUCAAGAUCUUCAGAAUACUCAAAUCGAAAAACAGUCUAAGCUGGAGCCUGGUCAAAAUUUAAAAGGAAUUGAAUUGCUGGAAGAAGAGAUUGGCAGUUUAGGGCAAUGUGAAGAAUCCGUCAAUAAUAAAGCAUUUCACAAGCAAAGCAAACAUUUCUUUAGAAGGAAGGACAAGUCAAAAGGAACGGGGCCACCGGAAGGAAAUGUGAGUUCCCAGGAUUCAAACAGGAUAGUUGUUCUGAAGCCCAGCCCAGCAAGAAUUCAAAAUCCCUCGAUCGUGAUCAGUUCAAGCUCUUCCGCACAACCACAUCAUAGCUUGAACUGUAAAGAACAUGGUCAAGGAAUGACUUCUCAUUUUUCGCUUAAAGAAAUCAAAAGAAGGUUGAGACAUGUUAUUGGUGAAAACAAAAAGGACUGCCAUUUGACCUCCAUUGAUGGUGUUCUACCCAAAAGUCCAAAUCGAUCCAAAGCUUCGGGUGACACAGGUAAACAGAUCACAAAUUUGGCGAGUAAAACUUCCCGCAGUACUGCUGACAGUUCCCAAUCCUCUGCUAUUUUCAAGAAAACAGACAAGAAAAUCGGAGACAAAGAAUGUCAACUUAAUGUCGAGAGUGAUCUCGCUCCCCCCAGGGUUGGAUCUUUGUUCUAUGAAGAGGCCAAGAAGCAUCUCAUCGAGAUACUACAUAUUGGAGAUCACAUCAAUAAUUUGCCAAGCAGACAUGGCUCAAACUCCUUGGGAAGGAUACUUAAUCUGCCAGAAUAUGCGUCAUCUCCUGGAUUUAGCCCUACAAGUAAUAAGGAGCUUGACUUGUCACCAAAACAGACAAGAUUGUCCCCAUCACGACAGUUCAAACAAGAAGAUGCUGCCAUCCAUCUAAACCCAUCAGGACAGAAAUCUGAAAUUGCAGCAUGCAACGCUAGCAAUCAUUUUGAUGAAACACAAGUUCUUGAGUCAAAGCCAGAACUCCUUGGUACACAAAUGCAGAAGGAAAAUUGCACUUGGGAAUACUUAAACCCAAAAGAAACUCUGGAAAUAGCAGAUGCCAAAUGCUUGGAAGGGUGUAAUCAUAUGGUUCAACUUUCAGAAUCAUAUAGCAGCGAACCCAUUGCUACUGGUAGAAGAUUCAAUGAAGAAGGUCCAGAUCUGGGUUCGUUGUCAGAGAAGCCACAACCAAUGACCCCAUCUGUAUUUAUCUUGCCCAGAUCUUCUGAGAACAUCAGUGAAAAGCUAGACCGGCCAAGUCCUGUAUCUGUUCUUGAACAUUUCUUCUCAGAAGAUAUUAUCAGUCCUGAAAGCACCACUGUCGAGCAAGCUGAGGUGCCAAUACAGCCUCGAGAGUUGCAAUUUGAAGAACAUGAUAGUUCUUCAGUAGUUCUAACAUCAUCUGAUUCCGAAGUCAAUCGAAGAUUUUGUCUGGAUGACAAAGUGGCAAGGUUUGAAUACAUAAAAACCAUUGUGGAAAUCUCGGGCUUAAGCAUGGAUGACAUUUUGAAAGAAUGGAGUGUGAAAGAUCAGUUCCUCGGCCCAUCUUUAUUUGAUGAAGUAGGAACCUCAUAUGGCCACUUGCAGAACAAUCCAAAGCUUCUCUUUGAUUGCAUAAAUGAAGUUCUUAUGGAGCUGCAGGAGAGAUUUUUCAGAUGCACCCCAUUGGUAUCUUUUAUCAAGCCUACUGUUCAGCCAGUCCCAGUAGGUGGGCACUUUGUCCAAGAAGUGAGCAAAGGCAUUGACUGGCAUUUGCAAAUGCAGUUCCCAUGCACAUUAUCUCAGAUAGUGCAAAAAGACUUGGAGGGUCGAAGCUGGAUGGACCUCCGGUUCGAAACAGAAGGCAUUUGUGCUGAGAUAGAAGACACCCUCUUAGAUGAUUUAACGGAAGAAACUGUUUAUGAGUUCUGGUUUGAACCUUGAAUUUGCUAAGGGGCUUAUAUUAUUUACUCAUAUUCCAAGAUAAAUGAGCAAGUCACAGGUCAUAAUUGGGACCAGGGAAAAGAUGGGGUGGAAAUAAUUGUUCCUUUCUAGUGAAGUGUUGUUGUGGAUUUGGUAGGCUCGGAAGGGCCGUUUUUUUUUUCCUCCCAUGUGUUUCCUACUGCAUCAGUCACAGAUUUGACACCCCAAAAUAUCCUAGUGCAGCGUUUGCUGCUAAUUUUAGGUCGUUUUUAAAACCAUUGUGGAAAUUAAAGGAGGUUGUAGCAUAUGUAAAUCAGUUUCAUCACUUGUACUACUGAGAAUAACUUGGAAAUGAAGGAGGUUGUAGCAUCUGUAAAUCAGUUUCAUCACUUGUACUACUGAGAAUAACUUGGAAAUGAAGAUAUCAGCUGCUGUGUUCUAUCUG